Messenger RNA from Anolis carolinensis (green anole), 4196 nucleotides. RefSeq names its product sodium/hydrogen exchanger 10. Gene Ontology annotation, biological process: sodium ion import across plasma membrane; potassium ion transmembrane transport; regulation of intracellular pH. The transcript is spliced from 27 exons. The coding region runs from base 342 to 3938 and encodes 1198 amino acids. Lineage: Eukaryota; Metazoa; Chordata; Lepidosauria; Squamata; Anolidae. The record is from RefSeq and is a predicted model, not a curated record. Gene Ontology annotation, cellular component: plasma membrane. Gene Ontology annotation, molecular function: monoatomic ion channel activity; sodium:proton antiporter activity; potassium:proton antiporter activity.
CGUUGGGAUUGAGAUACGGAAGCCGCGAGCGACUUGUCCCCGCUCUCUACCAGGCUAGCCGCCUCUUCUCCCUGGAACGUGCGUGCAAGUGCGCAUACGUUAAAAUCGGUUCGCGCAUUCAGCAUUCUAUUAAAAAUAGGCAGUUGAGGUGUCCCAACGGUUCUUCCGUUGGAAUUGGAGAGGGCGCGAGAGACAGGCAGGCAGGCAGGCAGGCGCGGAGGUUGUGACAGAUCUUGUAUUUCUAGGGGCAAAGUUAACCGUGGAAGGAGGAAAGGCUGCCCUCUGUUUCCUGCCCUGCUUUGCCCGUUAGCGACCUUCCCUGAAGGGAAGCGGCUGGCUCAAUGGCGCCGCUGCCGAUGAACGACGCCUCGGUCUUCAUCCCGCGGGGACAUGACGUGACACUAGGCGUAGACAACGCUGCCUCCGAAGAAAUGAAGGAUUUCAGUUACGGCACAUUCCACAUCUUGCGCCCUAACCGGCCGAUCACGCUGCUGCUGGUCUUCCUGAGCUGCGCCGUGGGAGCACUGCUGCGAACUGUUUUAAAAGAAACAAAAGUUCCUAUUCUUGUGGUUAUAUUCUUCAUUGGACUUGUCAUUGGAAUAGUAGCCCAUUUUACACAUCAGUUACCUUUUGUGAAGCACAUUGCAGAAAUAGAUCCUGUACUUUUUCUUCAUUUGUUUACACCAGUAAUAAUAUUUACAGCUUCAUUUGAGAUGGACUUCUAUAUAUUUCGAAAAUCAUUUUGGCAGGUGUUAGUUCUCGCAGUUCCUGGAUUUCUAAUGAAUUGUGGUUUCCUUGGAUGGUUAACCUUUAAAAUAAAUAAGUAUAACUGGUCUUGGGAUGAUAGCAUGUUGUUCGGAAUAAUUCUUAGUACAACAGACCCUAUCCUCUCUGUGGCUGCUGUAAAAAACAUUGGCCUUUCAAAAAUAGUUACCAACUUAAUUAAAGGCGAGUCUUUGUUUAAUGAUGCUACCACAGUAAUUAUUUUUGAGUUAUACAGGGACCUUGUACAUCAGAGUCAUCAAGAAGUGGUUAAAGAGAUUUUUGUACAAUUGAUUUUGAAAUUUUUUGCAAGUAUUGCGUUUGGAUUUUUGAGUUCAAAAUUAGUUAGUUAUUGGCUGGCACAUAUUUUCAAUGAUGGAAUUAUAGAAGUAAUUUUAAGCUUCUCCAUGGCAUAUGUAAUUUUCUUCUUGGCUGAAUGGUUUGGAAUGUCUGGCGUUAUUUCUCUUUGUAUGUUGGGUCUUCUUCUGGAUUCUGUAAGUUUUAGUCCAGGAAUGGAUGCGUUUCUUUAUAAGUUCUGGGCAAUGUUGACAUUUUUGGCUCAUAUUAUGAUCUACCUUAUAAUGGGAAUUGUGAUUGCCCAAAAAACUUUUCCAUAUAUCAAUACACGUGGGUUUUUUUCUGUUAUAACAGUAUACCUUUCAUUGAAUCUUGUACGAGCAUUAGUAAUUUUAACAUUGAGCCCUUUUUUGAGUCGUCUUGGCUAUGGAUUUAAUUGGCGUUGGGGUGCUGUUCUUGUCUGGAGUGGAAUGAGAGGUACUUUCACUUUGAACAUGGCUCUGGCACUUAGCCAGACACCAAGUAUAACGGCAGCUGACCUUCAGGUUAAGACCAUGAUAUUACUACAUUGUGGAACAGCAUCUUUGUUAACCUUAAUAAUUAAUUCUACCACUGUGAAAAAGCUUGUUGUGACAUUAGGCCUUUGUAAUAUUACUCUUCCAAAGCGCAUGGCAAUGCAUAAUGCUGUUCAGCGUAUCAGACAAAUGGAGGCCAAUGCCUUUUCAAUGUUGAAGCUUGACAGAUUUUUGGCUGAUGCAAAUUGGACAAUGGCUGAAGAUUCAAUGACAAUUGAGUAUCCUUAUAAAUUAGAUACUGAAGAAAUACGUCAAUUGUCCAAAACGCUUAAAUGUCCAGACUGUGAUGCUGAUAUUGCAUUUGAAAGGAGCCCUCAACAAAUUGCUGACAUAAUGGAAGAAGCUAGAUUGCGCCUCUUAACUGCACAAAUAGCAAGUUAUCAGAAGCAAUAUAACAGUGGAAUGUUAAACCAAGAGGCUGCUCAAACAUUAAUUGGUGCAGCAGAAAGCUAUGUUGAUAUUGAAGGAAAGUUUAUGAAUAUUCAUGAAGUAAAGACAUAUUGGGAAAGCAAAGGAAUGCUGGUGACGAUGAAGAAAUGGCUGUCUGAUUGGGUUUACAAUGUGAAAGAUGAAACAACAAAGGCACCAAAAAACAAGUUUUUGAGGCUGUGUCACCAAAUAGUGUUUAUGGAAGAGUUUGAAUAUAUAAGUACCAUGAUAACAUAUUUGAACAGUGUACCUAUUAUUCUUAACUUUAUAACGAGUGUGAAUGCAGAAUAUCUCCCACAACUAAAAAUGUGCAACUACUACUUUCUGUGCCUAUACAUAGGAGAAGCUGCCCUGAAGGCUUUAGCAAUGGGGAGGACUUAUAUCUAUUACCAUUGGAAUCAGUUUGAUCUUAUAGUAAUAGUAGUUGGAAUUAUAGAUGUCAUGAUUAUUAAUCUUUUUAAAAAUAUGACACCAUCAUACCCUAUGAUAAAUACAAUCCGGAUAUUUCGAUUUGGUCGCCUUCUAAGAGUUUUCCGUCUCUUUAAGCUUACGCUACCCACAUUGAUUUUUGUAUUGGAUAAACAAAUAAACAAACAGCUCACCUUCCGGUAUGAUAUUGCCAAAGGAUAUGUUCAAGGUGAAGAAGAUAUUAAACGUUUAAUUGAACAGAUUUCUGGCCAUGAGAAGGUUUACAUAGAAAUAACCAAAAUAUUGGAAAAAAACAAACAAGAGGCUAUGAAGGAGUUGGGGCUAAUGCAACGUGAUUACCCCGAAAUAGUUACUGCUGUGAAAACCAGACAAGCAGUACAAACAGUGCUGAACACAGCUUCAGAAACCCUUAAGUUUAUGAUAUCAGGAGGUAUUGUUGAUAGAAAUGAAGGAGCUGAACUGCAUAAGGUGAUUCUAGUAAAGAAAAAACAUCUUGCAAAACUCCCACCUACAAUUGCACCACCUACUGCACAGCAACUUCUGCAUAAUGUUAUGUGGCUACAGGAUAACAAAAACCAGAUUGAGUUUAUUCAGAAAAAAGCAAAAAUUCUUUAUUAUGACUAUGGAGAUAUCAUUUGUGAGGAAGGUGAAUUACCCCAAGGAAUCCAUUUAAUUGUUUCAGGAAUGAUUAAGCUUUCUGGGUCUUCUGCUCCUCGUUAUGGAGUUGAUAAAGAUGUUAUGAAAGAAGGUGCUAAAAAAACAACCCAUGGACACACAGCUGCGUCUUCCUAUACAGACUACAUGGUCACUGGUGCUAUAAUAGGAGAGCUGAACUGCCUAACUAAGCAAGAAAUGGAAUAUGCGGUUUCUUGUGAAACUGCUGUGCAGACAUGCUUUAUCUCUAUAGAUGAUUUGCUAGAAGCUUUUGAUAGGUUUUUAGAACCACCCUCCUUAGAAUAUAAAAUAUGGCUGAAAAUUGCUCUUGAUAUUGCUCUCAAAACCUAUAAAGAAAAUCUUCCUAACCAGGACUGGUCAUACAAAUUGUGUGCACAGUAUUCUAACAUGUACGUUGUAGAUGUACUAAACCACACUAAAUGUGACAUUUAUGAUGAGGCUAUGGAUGAUGUCAUUCUUGUACAUGGAACAGUACAAGAUUGUCAAUUGGGGCAACGUUACUGUGCACCAUGUAUUUUACCUAAAACCUGUCACCAGGUACAAGGUACUUCACCAGCCACUAAAUUGUUAAUUAUACGAAGUAUAGAGGGUGGAGCACGUAAGAGCACUGGAACAUGCUUUAAUGUUUGUCAGCAUCAUGCAGAUCGGAGAUGUGCCACAUUGGGACAACUUUUUUCAAUGGAAUCAAGAAAUCGUAGUUCAGUAGCCAACGAUUUAGAUUACACAUAUAUGAGUUCACAAAGCCACAGUGUGAGAAAAAAUAAAGAAUGAAGGUGUUCCAGUUCCAUAAAGCUGGAUGAGAGGGGAAUUAAGACAUAACCAUUGAUAACAGCUCUCUAAUGGAGUUGAUUGUUUUUUAAUUUUAAUUUUUUUAUCGUCUUGUAAAUUUUAAGAUUUUACACUUUUAGAAUAUUUUUAUUAGAAACAACUAUUUGUAAAAUAGCACUUAAAUUGUUUUAAUUUAGUUUUCAAAUAUUUAGUGUUAUUUUAGCUGUCAUAACGAAUACAAUAAAUUUUUAACUAAUUUGA